Messenger RNA from Columba livia (rock pigeon), 4742 nucleotides. RefSeq names its product ETS variant transcription factor 3 (gene ETV3). Lineage: Eukaryota; Metazoa; Chordata; Aves; Columbiformes; Columbidae. Gene Ontology annotation, cellular component: nucleus. The coding region runs from base 158 to 1765 and encodes 535 amino acids. The transcript has 4 exons. Gene Ontology annotation, molecular function: DNA-binding transcription factor activity, RNA polymerase II-specific; sequence-specific DNA binding. The record is from RefSeq and is a predicted model, not a curated record. Gene Ontology annotation, biological process: cell differentiation; regulation of transcription by RNA polymerase II.
GCAGCGCGACCCGUCUCGUAACAGGAGACAAACUGUGUUUGGCUCGGCGCGUCUGUCUGACGGCCGCGCCGGGUUUAACCGCCGGGACGGGGCUGGAGGUGCUUCCUCCGGUGGAAUCCCGAGCGCCGGCGCUGCCAACGGCGCGGUGCUGUGGCUGAUGCCGGUUUCCUUGUGUUUUGCAGUCAGCAGGAGGGAGAAAAUGAAAGCAGGCUGCAGCAUCGUGGAUAAGCCAGAAGGAGGAGGAGGUUAUCAUUUCCCGGAGUGGGCUUACAAGACAGAGUCCAGCCCGGGCUCCCGGCAGAUCCAGCUGUGGCAUUUCAUCCUGGAGCUGCUGCAGAAGGAGGAGUUCCGUCAUGUCAUCGCCUGGCAGCAGGGCGAGUACGGGGAGUUCGUCAUCAAGGACCCCGACGAGGUGGCGCGGCUCUGGGGGAGGAGGAAAUGCAAACCCCAGAUGAACUACGACAAGCUGAGCCGGGCGCUCAGAUACUAUUACAACAAGAGGAUUCUCCACAAGACAAAGGGCAAACGAUUCACCUACAAGUUCAACUUCAACAAGCUGGUGAUGCCCAACUACCCCUUCAUUAACAUUCGGCCCAACGGUGUCGUGCCGCAGAGCGCUCCUCCCGUCCCCACGGCUUCGUCCCGCUUCCACUUCCCCCCGCUGGACAGCCACUCUCCCACCGACGAUGCCCAGCCCGGCCGCUUCCCCGGCAGCUCCCUGGGCCCAUCCAACCCCGAAGCGCUGGGCGACGGCGGCGAGAGGAAGCCGGACGUGCCGGAGCUGGAGGACGGCUCCUCGGAUUGGCGCCGCGGGGUGGAUCUCAUGGCUUCCCGCAACGCCGUGGGCGCCGGCGGCGUCAACCACCAGAAGCGCAAACCCGAUAUUAUGCUCCCGCUCUUCACCAGGCCCGGGAUGUACCCGGAUCCUCACAGCCCCUUCGCCGUGUCCCCUCUGCCGGCGCGCGGCGGGGUCCUGAACGUCCCCAUCUCUCCUGCGUUGUCCCUGACGCCCACCUUGUUCUCCUACAGCCCUUCUCCGGGUCUCAGCCCCUUCACCGGCAGCAGCUGCUUCUCUUUUAACCCCGAGGAGAUGAAACACUACCUGCACUCGCAAGCCUGCUCCGUCUUCAACUACCACCUGAGCCCGCGGACUUUCCCCCGCUACCCGCUCAUGGUGCCGCCACUACAGUGCCAAGUGCCGCUGGAGGAGCAGCCCCAGUUCCCCAUCAAGCUGCAGCCUCCGCCCGUGGGCCGGAAAAACAGGGAGAGACUGGAAAGCGCCGAGGAGCCGGCGGCCCCGCAGCUGAGCGCUCCGCCGCCGCCAAGGGUCAAGGUGGAACCGGCGCUGGACAAGGAGGCAGAGCCCGAAGAGCCACCGGCCAAAGGUAAAGACAAAACCGAGAGAGAGGAAGGCUCCGGCGUGGAAGAGGAGAAGGGGCCUGUGUUUGCCAGACCAGCAGCUCCGUCCUGGCACCCGGCGCCGCCGGCACCCACCCCGGCUGAGGAGCCGCAGGAGCAGGGGGAGAACAGCGGGGAGAAAGCACCCCCCCGGGAGCCUGCCGGAGAUGCGGGGGCGCAGGAGAAGAGAGAGGACGCCCUGAUGCCUCCCAAGCUGCGUCUCAAGCGCCGCUGGAACGGUGACCGGCAGGCGGACGCCCCCGAGGAGCGGCACAACGGCCGCGUCCACUGGAACGGGGCGCUGGGCACCCCUCACCUCGCCCCAAGCCCCAAGGCCGUGGCGGCCGCCGCCGCCUCCGACGCCUGAUCCCGGCGGAGCCGCGAGGUCCGCGUGCGCUGGAGACAUCCGUGUAUUUAUGUAGCAAGGUUGCAGAGCGUGGGGGGCGGGCGGGGGGCUUGGGUUAGCCUGGUUUGGGAAUCCUAGCGAACUAGGGGGGGGUGGGUUGUGUUCUUUGUUUUCGUUGUUGAAUUGCAGGUGAGACGCGGUUUGGCUCGCUCCGCUUCGGAGAGGCGAGGGAACCGCUUGCUUCACGCCUCGCACGGACUCCAGCGGGGACGGAGGAACUCCAGACGCCGUCUAUUUUCCGAGCGCUCUGGGAUUUAUAGAAGCGGGAAAUCUCCAAAUUAUUCUAAUUCCCCCUUUUUUUUUUGGGUGGCGUUUUGAUGGCGGGAGAGGAUUUCCUGCCCCUUCGCGCCACGGCACCGCGGUGCCGGCUGCGUUUUGGCGGCGAGGGAACAUCGCGCUGGCCGUGGAGCGGGGCGAGUUGCAGAAAGACAUAAUUUGGCGAGUCCCCGUUGCGCCGGCAACGUGGGACGUGGCCAGAGCCGCCUUCCCGGUAGCGCUUGAGGAUCCGCUUAAUCCUUUUGUGAAAUACUGCAGAAGCCAUGAGCAAAACCUUACAAAUCUUUCAGGGAAAGGGAGUGGGGUGGGAAAGACUAAAAAGAAAUAACCUAAUGCCUUUAAUAGACGCAUUAAAAUGUACCCUAGGUGGAUUAUUUUUGUAUGGGUGGAGCUGGGAGUGAUUGGCAGAUUAACACGGAGCUGAUUGUGGGGAGUUGGUGGAGGAGGAGUGACAGGAGCUUUGUUAAUGGUGUUUGCUUUGUUUGGUUCCCCUAUCACUUGACUCAUGCCUUAACUACGCGUACACUUUAUGUGAGCAGGGUUUGGGCCGGCACCGAGCCGGUUGGGUGGUUUUUGGACCGUUGCGGCGCCGGGGAAGCGCCGGAGGUGGCGGCGGCCGUGCCCGCGGGCUCCAUCUCCUCGCCGUGUAAAUCUCGCUGUAUUUUCGCUAGCAAUCCGCUAUUUCCCUAUGCAGCCGCGCUUCUCGUUAAGCUGACGAAUUUAGGCUCCGGAUUACGCCGAGCAACGUGCUUGUCUUGUCUCUCUCCCCAACGAUUCCUCGGAAGGAGCUUAGAAAACAUAAAGACAACAAAAAAAAAAACAUAGAGAAACCUCCACUUUGGGCGCUGGAGCCGCAUCCCGAGCAAGCGGGUGGUUGCGGGGCGAGAUGCCGCUCGGGCGCCCGCCGCCGAGACGCCGCGCGCGGUACCCGGAGGGUCGGGAAUCCGCUUGGUUUGGGCAAGUUCACCCCCGCUGCCCCCUGGCACCUGGAUUUACCUCUAGACCGCGCGUGGAGGCAACGAGCGCGGAGCCCCGGCGAGGGACCCAGUGUCGGCGUGAACUCAGGAAUUCGAAACACGAGGCCUUUCCCAUCACCGAUCAUAUCAUCACCCCCCCCCCACCCCUCGCGCCCAAGUGCCGGAGCCGGCGGCGUUUACGGCAACAAAAAGAGAAGUUGAACUGUCCGUUUGGCUUUAAACGUUUGUACUAGUUAUUUUUGGGGAGGGGGGUGUCGUCUCCAUAGCCAUUGCACUGCGGACGGGGGCUCGGCGUUCAGGGAUAAAGGACUCAGGUUGUGGGGACAGCGGCUGCGCAGGGGGCGACUGGUUGUGUGUCCCCCCGCCGCGCUGGCGUCCCCGUGUCCCCCCCCGCCGGCUCCGGGGUCCCCUCGGUGCGGGAGUCCCCUUAAUUUUGGGGUCCCCUCGGUUUGGGGGUCCCCUCAAUUCCAGGGUCCCCUCGGCACGAUGUGGCGGCUCCUCCCGACCGGACUCGACUUGGGCAGCGACGUCGGAGGGGGAGACGCUUCUAAAUCCAUUUGAAAGACAAAACUAAGAUAAAAAGAGAUAUAUAUAUAUAUAUAUAUAUAUAUAUAUAUAUAUAUAUAUAUAUAUUCCGAUGUGCCAAAAUCUUGAAACUCGUCGAGUUUAACCGGUUGAAAAAACCGCGACGUCCACCUGUAUUAAUUAAUCAAGCGCAUGUUAAUGUUUUUAAACGAUCUUUUGCUUUGUUUAGCCAUAGAGAAGCUGUAGGAAAGAGACUUUAAUCGGGCAACCGGCGGGACACCCCCCAAAUUUUUGGGGUGGGGGUGGGGGGGGGAACCAUUGGAUCAGCCCCGUGUUGCCGCGGAGCUUAAUGAGCUUAACGAGCUUAACGAGCCCCGUUGAGGAGGAGGAACAACCCCCUCUAGCAGCAUUAACUCCGCGUCCCCAUCGCUUGGUUGUCCCUAUCGCUUGGUUGUCCCUAUCGCUUGGUUGUCCCUUAUUUUUAUUUAUUCCAUAAUUACGUUUUUAUUUUUAAAAUAACUUUUAUUUGGGGGGGUGGGGGGGUGGGAGGGGUGUUUUUAUUUUAUUUGUUGGGUUUUUUGUUUGUUUUUUGUUUGGUUUUCUCUUCGUUUUCCCCACUUACUGAUCCCGGUUGGGUUGAACGCGAGCGACUUUGGGUUUGAAAUCAUCGGGUUGUUUUAAUAAUGAUUAAUGAAUCAUUUUGAUUAUUUUUUAGAGUGGUUUUUAAGGCGAACGUAUUUACCGGUAGAAAAUGGUUGUUUUUAAAGAAUAUAUAUCAAAUGGUUGUUUUUAAACCGCUUUUCCCGAGGCGCGUUGGACUCGAUGCGGCGGACGGAACACGUAUGGAUCUGUAUAUACCAUGUAAAGUAGUCCCGGACUAAUUGUGCAGUGCCUUUAGCCGUUCCACUUUCUAUAAAGUCUUCGAGGAAAAAAAAAACAACAAAAUUUAAAAAAACACCACAAAAAAGUCGGCAUAUAUAUAUAUAUUAUAUAUAUAUGAUGUAAUGUUAUAGAAAUAUAUGUAUAAUAUACAUAUUUUUUUUCCAGGGGUAUCUGAUAGCUCUGUAUUUUGUUAUGGAAGUUGAAAGAAAAACGAAAAUUACAAAAAAAAAAGUAUUUUACCUCAAAUUAAAAAGUUAAAUAAACCUUUUAAAUAAGCA